Python bivittatus (Burmese python) is the source of this 570-nucleotide messenger RNA. NCBI's taxonomy places the organism in Eukaryota, Metazoa, Chordata, Lepidosauria, Squamata, Pythonidae. The record is from RefSeq and is a predicted model, not a curated record.
GUCAGCCAGUUCAGACAGCUUUAUUCCAAAGUCAUCAAUGACAAGCACGAUGAUGUGAUGGCUAAGUUCGGAGCAAUCCUGGCUCAGGGCAUACUGGAUGCAGGUGGUCACAACGUCACAAUUUCUCUGCAGUCAAGGACUGGUCACACACACAUGCCUUCAGUGGUCGGCGUCCUGGUCUUCACCCAGUUUUGGUUCUGGUUUCCUCUCUCUCACUUCUUGUCAUUGGCUUUCACUCCAACCUGCGUGAUCGGCCUUAACAAGGACCUCAAGAUGCCAAAAGUGCAGUACCGAUCCAAUGUCAAGCCCUCCACAUUUGCCUACCCAGCCCCCUUGGAAGUGCCAAAAGAGAAGGAGAAAGAAAAGGUUUCCACUGCUGUGUUGUCCAUCACUGCAAAAGCCAAGAAAAAGGAGAAGGAAAAAGAAAAAGAGAAAAAAGAAGAGGAGAAAAUGGAAGUGGUGAGUCUAAUCCAGCCUUCCCCAGUCUGGUACACUUGCAUGAUAGGGAGUCCUGAGGGUCUUAGGUCAGGAGAAGGAGCUCUGAUUUCUCAAUGACAGAAAAACGUCCCA